AUGGAGUGUGGUCUCCGUGCCAACGAGCUAUGGGACGCGGUCGACCCAGGAGGCAACGCGUUCAAGAAGGAGGGAGCCGAGUACCGGAAGGAUUGGCAGGCGGCGUCGGCGAUUUAUUCGGUGAUGCCGAUGGAUCUCCUCCAGCACCUGAUCGCCAAAGCAACGGCGAAGGAGGUGUGGGAUACGCUGAAACUCAUGUUCGAGGGACACACCCGCGUCAAGCAAGCCAAUCUCCAAACUCUCCUAAGGAACUACGAGACAUUGGUCAUGGGCGACGAUGAGUCCGUGGAUGCGUUCGCUUCACGGGUAGCUACUCUCGUCAAUCGGAUUCGCGCGCUUGGAGAAAACCUAACGGAGACCUCGGUUGUCCGGCGGUUCUUGCGCGCGGCCCCUCCCCGGUACCUGCAAAUUGUCACAGCAAUCGAGCAGUGCGUCGAUCUCGCGACUCUCUCCAUCGACGAUCUUGUCGGACGGUACAAUGCUCAUGAUGAGCGGAUGUGGUACUGUCUUGGGGACGAGAGGAACGACGAGCUUGUGAUGCUCACAAAGGCGCAGUGGAUCGCCCUUGAAAAGCAAGGCGGAUCCACAAGGAGCAGCAAGAAGAAGGGCAAGCAGCGCUCGACGAGAAAGAACUUCGCUGACUCAGAUGACGACUCAGACGAUGGGGCUGCACCGCCACCGAGGAGAAAGUUUGACAUCAGGAAAAUGAGGUGUUAUAACUGUGGCCUCCUCGGUCACUUCAAGGCUGACUGUGAGGAAGCAUCGACGCAGAAGGCGCUCAUGGCCCAGCAAGGAGAUGAUGGUGACAUGAUGUUGAUGAGGGAACUUGUGGACGAGGAGGACCCAGUUCUUCAAGUGUCGGCUAAGGAAAUUGUCGCGCUCCGUGAAGAAAAGGUUCACUCUCAAGAUCAUGGUUCGGAAACUCGUGUCGAUGCUGCGGACGCGGGGGUGAUUCCGAAGCUUACAUCGAUGUUACGGGCAUAA
Molecule: messenger RNA, 984 nt
Organism: Aegilops tauschii subsp. strangulata
Lineage: Eukaryota; Viridiplantae; Streptophyta; Magnoliopsida; Poales; Poaceae
Molecular function (GO): zinc ion binding; nucleic acid binding
Source: RefSeq, a predicted model, not a curated record